This is a messenger RNA of Tyto alba (common barn owl), 1434 nucleotides long. RefSeq names its product cyclin dependent kinase inhibitor 1C (gene CDKN1C). Gene Ontology annotation, biological process: regulation of cell cycle. Gene Ontology annotation, molecular function: cyclin-dependent protein serine/threonine kinase inhibitor activity. The record is from RefSeq and is a predicted model, not a curated record. The transcript has 3 exons. Gene Ontology annotation, cellular component: nucleus. Lineage: Eukaryota; Metazoa; Chordata; Aves; Strigiformes; Tytonidae. The coding region runs from base 111 to 695 and encodes 194 amino acids.
GGCCGGCCGGAGCGCUGACGGGACGGGACGGGAGGCGAGGAGCGGCGCGGCGCGGCGGUGGGAGUGGGGGGGGGGCACCCACCCCAGCCCACCGCACCCACCCCGCGGCGAUGUCCAACGUGCACCUCUCCGGCUCCGCCGCCCUGGAGCGCCUCUCCGCCCGGCGAGCCCUGGGCGGGCACGGCCGCAGCCCCGUCUGCAGGAGCCUCUUCGGGCCGGUGGACCACGAGGAGCUGGGCCGGGAGCUGCGGAACCGCCUGCGGGAGAUGGGGGAGGACGACCAGCGCCGCUGGGACUACAACUUCCACACCGACACGCCGCUGCCGGGGCCCGGCCGCCUGCGCUGGGAGGAGGUGGAGGGCGGCGCCGUGCCCGCGUUUUACCGGGAGACGCUGCAGGUGGGGCGGCACCGCGUCCCCCUCCGCCGGGCGCCCCCCGCCCCGCCGCCGCCCCCCGCCGCCGCCGCCGGCGGCAAGGGCCCCGGGGGGGCCCGCCUGAGCCAGGAGAACCGCGCCGCGCCCCGCAGCCGCGGCGUGCGGCCCCGCCGGAGGGGCCCGCCGGCCCGCAUCACAGAUUUCUUCGCGAGGAGGAAAAGGCCGGCGGAGCCCAAGGCGGCGGCGGAGCGUCCCGCCGGCUGCCCGCCGCCCCCCGCCGCCGCGCCGGCUGAGCAGACCCCCCGCAAGCGGCUCCGCUGAGCCAGACUUUUGCACUACGGCACCCACGGGAGAGGCGCGUCGCCCCCGGAGGCACGGCGCCCCGGAGGCGCAGGGGGGCCGGGGCGGGCGGCGCGGCGAGCCGGGCCCCCCCCCUCGCCCGCCCGGACCGGGAGCGAGAGCCGGAGCGGAACCGGAGCGGAGCCGGAGCCGCAGCCGCAGCCCGCCGGCCGCGCCCGGAGCAGUGUUAACGUACAACUGUGCAAUGUAUUACGUUUUGUAUAGAAAUGUAUUAUGCCUAAUGUGAGUACACUGGCCAGAAGUGUAAAGCUUUAAAAGUCAUUUAUAUCAAAUGUUUAAUCUCUGCUGAGCUUUCAGUGCAAAAGGAGAAAAAAAAAAAAAAAAAGGAAAAAGGAAAAAAUGAAAAAAGAAUGUGUAUAUUUGUACAAAAGGUUUUUUUAAGAGUUAUACUAACUUAUAUUUCCUAUUUAUGUCAGAAAUGUGGAUAACUUUGACAUCCAAUAGUCUUUUUUUUUUUUUUUUCUUUUGGUUAAGCCAAAGGGCACUAUAUUUGCUUUUGUUAUUUACAAAAUGUAAAUUUAUUUUUAUAGUGGGAAUUUUUUUUUUUUUGCAUUCACAAGAUCUAGCUCUGAAUCAAAAUCUUUUUUAGACUUUACUUGAAGACAAAUCUGUUUCAAUGGUUCCUGAGCCGGUCUGUACCACUGCCAUUGCAAAUAAUGCCACAACUUCAAUAAUAAACAAAUUUUAAAAAGCCAGGAAA